AUGUCGAUAACGCCAAACGGCCGUCGCGAAUGUUCGGUUUGCAACGAAGAAAAGAUAACCUAUCAGUGUAAAGGAUGUGCAAGAGACUUCUGUUACAAGCAUCUGAGUGAACAUCGGCAGAUUUUCAUCGAAGAGUUGGGCGUCGUGGAAAAUGACCGCGAUCAAUUUCGUGAGAUUCUUCUGGAACAAAAGGAAAACUUGCCAAACCAUCAAACCAUGCAAAAGAUCGCCAAGUGGGAAAGUGAAUCGAUCAAAAAGAUCAAACAAACUGCUGAUGACUGCCGGGAGAUAUUUAUGUUCGAAGCAUUGCAAUGUUACAACGAAAUCGAAAUGAAAUUGAAUAAAUUACAUAAUGAUAUAGUCGUUACUCGAGAAGAAAAUGAAUUUAACGAGAUUAUUUUAGAGCAGUUGAGAUUAAAGUUAACGAAAUUAAUCGAAGAACUUGCAAAAGCACCGAACGUUUCGCUUCAGCAAGAUUCCUCGACUUUCAUUCAACGAGUUUUCAUCAUCUCCUCAUCCACCGGAACGGAAAUUAUUCGUCAAGGUCAAAGCAAACUUUCACAAUCGACUUCUACCCAAGAAAGAAAAUCCGUCUCGGCGAAAUAUCUCACAAGCGGAAUCACAAUCUCCGGUGGAAAUGGCGAAGGAGCACGAACCAAUCAAUUAAGUGCACCCGAGGGCAUCUACCUUGACGAAGAUCUUAAUGUUUACAUAGCCGAUUGUGCAAAUCAUCGCAUUUUGAAAUGGAAAUACGGAGAAAAAGACGGACGAAUCAUUGCUGGUGGAAAUAAUAAAGGUGACCGACUGGAUCAACUAAACGAACCCACUUGUGUCGUGUUCGAUAAGAAAUCCAAUUCGAUAAUCAUUUCCGAUUGGGGAAACAAACGAAUUUUGAAAUGGUCGCUUGAUAAAGCAUCAUCACAAGGAAAAGUUCUACUAUCGGAUAUCAAAUCGUCUGGUCUUGCUUUAGAUAAUUUUGGUUAUCUUUUCGUGUCGGAUUGGAAGAAAAACGAAAUCCGCAAGUACAGAUUAAGCGAGGACAAACUUUCGGGCGAACAGGUCGUUGCUGGUGGCAAUGGCUCAGGCAGUAAUCUGAAUCAACUGACUCAUCCGACGUUUAUUUUCAUCGAUAAAACUUCAACUUUGUUUAUAUCCGAUCAAGGUAACCAUCGUAUUAUGAAAUGGAGUAAAGGAGCGAAAGAAGGUACGCUUGUUGGUGGCUUUCGUGGACAAGGAAAUCAAUUGACGCAAUUAUCUCGUCCACAGGAUAUAGCUACUGAUCAGUUUGGUUUUCUUUACGUUGCCGACUGCGAUAAUCAUCGAAUUAUCCGCUAUACGCCUAAUGAUAUGCAAGGCUCGAUUGUUAUUGGUGAAAAAGGGCAAGGCAAUCAACCCUUUCAAUUAAACUCGCCAGUUGGCUUAACUUUGGAUAAAGACAAUCAUCUUUAUGUGGUGGAUUCGCAAAAUCAUCGCAUACAAAAGUAUCAGCUCUCUCUUAAUUAG
This is a messenger RNA of Adineta ricciae, 1503 nucleotides long. The record is from the annotation of a GenBank genome assembly. NCBI's taxonomy places the organism in Eukaryota, Metazoa, Rotifera, Eurotatoria, Adinetida, Adinetidae.